Andrographis paniculata is the source of this 2812-nucleotide messenger RNA. RefSeq lists its product as uncharacterized. NCBI's taxonomy places the organism in Eukaryota, Viridiplantae, Streptophyta, Magnoliopsida, Lamiales, Acanthaceae. Gene Ontology annotation, cellular component: nuclear replication fork. The record is from RefSeq and is a predicted model, not a curated record. Gene Ontology annotation, biological process: DNA repair; replication fork processing. The coding region runs from base 466 to 2553 and encodes 695 amino acids. Gene Ontology annotation, molecular function: ATP binding; ATP-dependent chromatin remodeler activity. The transcript is spliced from 25 exons.
UGAGCGCGCUCGUUGAAUUCAUGCUCCCUGCAUUUCAUGGUGUUGGCCGAAAAGGGUAGAAGAAGAGGAAAGGCAGACGAGACGGUGGCUGUGCUGCUGAAACUUCUUGCGGAUUUGUGGCGAAAUAGGACAUUUUGUCUGUUGUGUCAAUCUCAUGUGCAUUGGCCCAGUUGCUCUUGCUUUUUCUGAGUUAGAGAUUGUUUCGUGUAAUUGGAUAGACCGGCGGAAGUUUUAGACAGCCGGCCGGCUAGGGCCUGACUCCGGCGAUGCUGGAUAUUCGGGUUCUUUGCGCUAUGUUGCGAAAUAAUUAGGCUGAGCUCAGUACUCAUAGGAAAGAUGCAGAUAUUACCCAUUAAAUGGUUAGAGCAGCCGACUGGAAAUUUGGAAGUACACUUUUGAAUCUAAGUUUAGAUUCCUCAACACUCAUACAAAUCUCUUGAGCUGGAAAUUGAGACUUCAAUAAACAUGGAUGAUUGGGAGUUAAGCGCAGAGGAACUAGAUUCCCUGGAGCGAGAUGCCCUACGAAAAUUGGCUGAGCGUAAUCAUUCUUGUGUUGCUGCAUCUACCAGCAACAGUAACAGUGACAUGCUCAAUGUUUCUUCUCUUCCAGCUAGCAUGCCAUCUUCUCACUCCCCAACAAAGCCCACUUGUCUGCAUUAUCAAUCUUUGGAAAAUAAUAAGAUCAAUGCCUCAGUGCCCACAAGGGUAUUACCAUUAUCUGCGGCGCCAAAGAUGGGUGGUGAUCCUUCAAUGCAGCCGCAACCGAAGAUCAUAGUAAAAAUAUUUCUCCAUGCUAGUGGGAAUAUUGCUGCUAAAUUUCCCUAUGACAAGGCACUUUUAAAAGCUUUCCAAAAUAUUCCAAGAUCCAGUUGGAAUGCCAAAGAAAGAUUGUGGAUGUUUCCUUUGUCAUCAUUAUCAACAGCAGAAAGUGUUCUUCGCCACUUUCCAAGCUCUAAUGUAGAGAUAGAAAACUUGGAACCUUUGGUAAGGCGAGCAAUUGCUGCUGCCACUGAAGUUCCAGACCUCCAAGAUCGGUAUAUUAAAAUUCCUUCUAAUAUCGAAUCAAAACUUCUACCUUUUCAACGUGAUGGUGUUAGAUUCACAUUGCAGCAUGGAGGGCGGGUCCUACUGGCUGAUGAAAUGGGGCUUGGAAAGACUAUUCAGGCCAUUGCAGUAACAACUUGUGUUCAUGAAUCAUGGCCGGUUCUCAUUUUGACUCCAUCAUCCUUACGACUUCACUGGGCUUCUAUGAUUCAUCAAUGGCUGGAUAUUGCACCGUCAGAUAUAUUGGUGGUUCUGUCUCAAUGGAGUGGUUCUAAUAGAGUUGGAUUUAAUAUUGUGCCUUCUAGCAACAAGAGGUCCAUCAAUCUUGAUGGUGUCUUCAACAUUAUAUCCUAUGAUAUUGUACCCAAACUACAAGAUGUACUUUUGGCUUCAGACUUUAAGGUAGUGAUUGCGGAUGAAUCACAUUUCCUUAAGAAUGCACAAGCAAAGAGAACAACUGCCUCGCUUCCUUUAUUGCAGAAAGCUCAAUAUUUGAUCUUACUAAGUGGCACUCCUGCUUUGUCCCGACCAAUUGAGCUAUUCAAACAGUUGGAAGCACUUUAUCCUGAUGUAUAUAAGAGUGUUCAUGAAUAUGGUAACCGUUAUUGCCGAGGUGGUAUAUUUGGAGUCUAUCAAGGGGCGAGUAAUCAUGAAGAGCUGCAUAAUUUAAUGAAAGCCACUUUAAUGAUUCGGCGACUCAAGAAAGAUGUCCUUUCUGAGCUUCCUGUGAAACGUAGGCAACAGGUGUUCUUGGAGUUGGGGGAUGCGGAAAUGAAACAAGUAAAUGCUUUGUUUUGCGAGUUGGAAAUUGUAAAAAGGAAAAUCAAAAUUUCCCAGUCCAAAGAAGAAGCUGAAUCACUCAAGUUUGCAGAGAAAAAUCUUAUUAAUAAGAUAUAUACAGAUUCUGCUGAAGCCAAGAUACCUGCUGUUCUGGACUAUCUUGGGACUAUAGUUGAGGCAGGUUGCAAAUUUUUAAUAUUUGCCCACCAUCUACCAAUGAUAGACUCAAUACACAAAUUUCUUCUGAAGAAAAAAGUUGGAUGCAUAAGGAUUGAUGGUAGCACACCAGCAGCGUCAAGACAAGCAUUAGUAACAGAGUUUCAGGAAAAAGAUUCAAUAAAAGCUGCAGUGUUGUCCAUCAAAGCUGGAGGUGUUGGCUUAACAUUGACAGCGGCAAGCACAGUGAUAUUUGCUGAAUUGUCUUGGACUCCAGGUGACAUGAUUCAAGCCGAAGACCGUGCCCAUAGGAUUGGUCAGGUCUCAUCAGUCAACAUAUAUUAUUUGCUGGCAAAUGACACAGUUGAUGAUAUAAUAUGGGAUGUCGUUCAGAAUAAGUUGGAAAAUCUUGGGCAGAUGCUUGAUGGCCAUGAAAACUCCCUGGAAGUGUCGUCCAUCAAUCAACUGGCGACAAGCAGCCCUAUGAAACAGAGGACACUGGACUCCUUCAUGAAGCGCUGUAAUAACUCCUCCUCUGAUGAUGAACCCAAGAAGAAGUAUAGCAGGAAGUGAUCAUUGAUGUCCUUGCAAAGAAUCUGCAUUUGUAUGAGUGAGCAUGACCACCCUCAUUUCUCGCAUGAACACAGUAGUACAGUCUGAAUAUUUUGCUCCCUUCCCUUCCCUGCCCUGCACUUUGUGAGGUAAACAACCAACAAUGACGUAUCUCUGUAGAAGGUUUGUGCAGCAUAUUUGGCUAUUUUCUAUUCAUCUCACUCAUUGCAUUAUUGUAUGUAUUUCAGUAAAGAAUUAAAAAAUAUGUAUUUAAUCUCUA